AUGCUCAUCGAUGAAGCGAUGGAAGCAACGAAUGAGAGCAUGGAGAAUGACGUCGCAGUUCUCGAAGACGCCGUUGCGGAGCAGGAAGAACUCGAGACCAUGUUGAAGAAGUCAUCGGGACCCACACGAAAGCCUCUUGAAGCCGUUUUCCGAGCAAUCGACUGCGACAGCCGCAUCUGGUUUCAGGAAUUAGACGGAAAUCAGGUUCGAAAACUUCAUCGAUCGCCGAGCAUCGUCCAGGUACUCGACGUAUUCCCACACAGCUUCGAGGUCGACGUGAUGAGCCAAGUCAUGCUCAGUUUGGAUUUUAUGGUGUCGAACGCCGCCAACAAAGUGAAGGCCGACGAGGAGAUUGACGAGAUCGAGAAAGUCGUUGAAGAGCUCGUUCGAAAUCUUCGCAUCAUUCAGCCUGAUGCUACGCCGACACCGAAACUCCACAUGCUGGUAUCAUUUACACUACACCAUGAGGGCACACGCGCACCAUUGUCUAAUGAUCACUCAUCAAUGAUGAGGUAUAAUAGUAGCUGA
Messenger RNA from Caenorhabditis sp. 36 PRJEB53466, 528 nucleotides. Lineage: Eukaryota; Metazoa; Nematoda; Chromadorea; Rhabditida; Rhabditidae. The record is from the annotation of a GenBank genome assembly.